ACAUUAAUUCAUAUUUGUCCGUUCACCGAACGCAGCUGCACGAGAUUGUUUUACACCGAACAAGUCCCAGCGCACAUCUCCUGGAUUAAACAUCUCCGCAGCACAAAGACUGUUGAGUCCCUGAAGACAGUCUGUGACAUGGAAGAUGCACCUUAGCCACGGCAAAAAGAUAGUGUACCACUUGCUCCCCCCCCCCUUCGACUGGAUGACACGAGAUGACACACCGCAGUCCCAGAUCACACCAUGAGUAUCCAGAGCCUCGGGGGAGCUAUAGGAGAGUCCCUGGGCUCUAGCCUGACGGUGCGUAUGAGCAGUGCUUGGAGUGCUUUCUCCCUGAAAUCUGUGUCGUCCGGGCGGAUCUCCUCUCUGUUCCAGACCAUGGUUCCUACUGGCUACACUAAGCUGCAGGAGGAGCGGCUGUCCAUGGUGGACCUAGGAGUCAAACCUGAGGCAAGCUCGCUCCAGAAUGGCUACAGACAAGAGACAUCUCACAUCGAGAGCCGGCGACACCUGGACCGGGCCUCUCGGUCCUCUGUGACCCUAUCUGACUGUGGAGAUGGAGGCUUUUCUGAAACAGAGCCCAUGCUGGCUGAGAGGAGGCUCUCAGGAGAAGAGGCAGACGAGGAGGAAGAGGAGGAGAAGGAAGGACAGGGAUCUGCUAGGCAGAUAAUGCCCAAGGAGUCACCACUGGCUAUGGCACUGCAGAUACUGUUGCCCUUCCUUCUCGCUGGAUUUGGAACUGUAUCAGCCGGGAUGGUGCUGGAUAUUGUGCAGCACUGGGAGGCGUUCCGGUAUAUCACUGAGAUCUUCAUCCUUGUACCUGCUCUACUAGGCCUCAAGGGAAACCUGGAGAUGACUCUGGCCUCCAGGCUGUCCACAGCGGUGAAUGUGGGCAAGAUGGAUUCUCCAAUAGAGAAGUGGAACCUAAUCAUAGGGAACCUGGCACUGAAACAGGUUCAGGCCACUGUGGUGGGUUUCCUGGCAGCUGUAGCAGCUGUUGUUCUUGGUUGGAUCCCAGAGGGAAAGUUUCAGAUGAGUCAUGCUGUACUGCUGUGCUCUAGCAGCGUGGCUACAGCCUUCAUCGCGUCCAUGCUGCAGGGUUUCAUCAUGGUGGGUGUGAUUGUGGGUUCCAAAAAGACGGGCAUCAACCCAGACAAUGUAGCCACACCCAUUGCUGCCAGUUUUGGCGAUCUCAUAACCUUGGCGAUCCUGGCCUGGAUAAGUCAGGGCCUCUACAAGUGUCUGGAUUCCUAUCCGUACGUGUCGUCACUUGUCUGCGCCUUCUUCAUGUGUCUCACUCCUCUGUGGAUCGUCAUCUCCUCCAAGCACCCAGCCAGCCGCACCCUGCUUCACUCCGGAUGGGAGCCAGUCAUCACUGCCAUGGUCAUCAGCAGCAUUGGAGGUCUCAUCCUGGACAAAACAGUAUCUGACCCAAAUUUGGCUGGCAUCGUGGUGUACACCCCGGUCAUCAACGGCAUCGGGGGUAACCUGGUGGCAAUUCAGUCCAGCAGGAUCUCCACCCACCUGCAUUUCCAUUAUGCCCCUGGUGAGGUUCCUGAAGAGGCCAAGGGUUGCUACUAUCCCUGCCGAACAUUUUGGGGAACAGGAGCCAAUCACAGGUCCGCCCAAGUGCUCGUUCUCUUGGUGAUUCCCGGUCACCUAAUCUUCCUCUACACGAUCCACCUGAUGAAGAGCGGCCACACAACUCUGACACCCAUCUUUAUGUCUGUCUACCUGGCUGCUGCUAUGCUGCAGGUGUUGCUGUUGUUGUGUAUUUCAGACUGGAUGGUCCAUUCAAUGUGGCGGAAUGGCAAAGACCCGGACAGUUUUUCCAUCCCUUACCUGACCGCUCUGGGUGACCUGUUGGGAACCGCCCUGCUGGCUCUCAGCUUCCACUUCCUGUGGCUCAUAGGAGACCAGGAUAGCGACGUGGGCGACUGAGGCAACGGCGAAAUGACGGGAACCCCACCACCUGCCAGCUGACCUCUCAUGCCUUUUAAGCCUUGUGGGAAUGUGGGUGCUCUCUGUCACUUGCCAGCAAACUCCUCCGCUUCCCACAAUGAAUGAAACUUCACUUAAACCACACAAUGGUUCAGAAACUAUUUACUGGUCUUGGCUUUUUUUAUUUUCUACACACUAAAGACGUUAAAUUUCAUAAGUAUUGACUGUUUUCUGUAGCAAUUCAGAUGUCAUUUGCACCAAAGCACAUGCAAAUUAUAUUGCUGGUUUUGUUUAGAGGACCAGGCAAACACCAGCUGAGGCAACCCAGUUGAUGUGCAAGUAUAAGCCAGAGGUCUUUUCUAAAAAUAUUUGGAUGGACUAUCACAAUGUCACAAUGUGUGGAUUAAAGUCUGUUCUUAUUUAUUUGCAAAGGUUUUCUCCCACAUUUUGAACCUGCCUCUGAGGACCAUCAAGUAAAAUGACUUAAUAUCAGUUUCAAUCUAGUAAAUCGUGUUUACAUGGGAACAACUACUGAAUAAAAUCGACUUAAUGAUUCAAAAAAAACUAGGGAAAUCUCAUUAAGUUGAAGUUAAAAAGAACCAGAUGGCAGCCAGUGGUUGCGAAUUAGCUAAAAGUCACCCUCAAUAAAACAAAGAUUGUCCAGUCAUAUCUUAGCAGCUGUAGUUAGGUGUCUGUGGGGUGACGUUAAAGAGGAUGUUAACAAAAGCCUUUGCACAUCUCCACGUCGAAAUUGUAGUCACUCUGAAAGCCAGUUAUGGAAGAUUUGAUUUAAAGAUGUUUACAUUCCAUAUAGUUCUAUCUUCCCAAAAACCCUUUCUCCACAGACAGCUAUACAAGCUUCCGAACAAGGUUUACGAUAAAUAUUAAGGGGAUGAGGUCUUGGUGAUCCAAGAACAAAUCAAUAACUCAAUUGAUCAAUCAAUCAUUCAGAGACCUGUGCGUUAUGUUUGUCUUUUACAGUGUUUAUUCUUAACAUUCUCAGCUUCCUGUCAUACUCUGUAAAUGUUAACACACCUGUCUGACUCAUGUAAAACAUGUUUCGUACACAACUCACAUGCUAUUAAAAUGUGUGUAAUGUCUACAUGUAUUUACACAAGUAAUUAAGAGAUUUUAGUCUGUUGAAUCUAAUUUCUAUUUAUAACAGCUUAAUGUUAUACACAUAAGCUGAUUAAACAACACAAUUCAGAUUGAGGUUUAUUUCAGAAUUUGAUCUGGAUGAAGCAGUCUGAUUAUUCAGUUACUCCCUUAAGCUACAGGAAGAAUGACCUCAUUAAUCUUCUGACUUGAAAAUAAACUCUUAAAAUCAAA
Platichthys flesus (European flounder) is the source of this 3270-nucleotide messenger RNA. RefSeq names its product solute carrier family 41 member 2b (gene slc41a2b). Gene Ontology annotation, cellular component: plasma membrane. The coding region runs from base 244 to 1941 and encodes 565 amino acids. The transcript is spliced from 12 exons. Gene Ontology annotation, molecular function: monoatomic cation transmembrane transporter activity. The record is from RefSeq and is a predicted model, not a curated record. Lineage: Eukaryota; Metazoa; Chordata; Actinopteri; Pleuronectiformes; Pleuronectidae. Gene Ontology annotation, biological process: monoatomic cation transport.